Molecule: messenger RNA, 1680 nt
Organism: Jaminaea rosea
Lineage: Eukaryota; Fungi; Basidiomycota; Exobasidiomycetes; Microstromatales
Exons: 1
Coding region: 1-1680 (559 amino acids)
Source: RefSeq, a predicted model, not a curated record
AUGACCGACGCCCUCAACGCAAAGCGACGCCUGGAGCGUCACCGUCAACAGCGUCGCAUCAACAUUGCAGCAGAUAUCCGCCAAAAUGUCGAGCGCUCGCAGGAUAAUGUCAAGCGCCUCCUCUUUGGUGGAGGUAGCGACGAUGACGAUGGAGGAGACUCGUUCUCUUCCGGCAACGCCAAGGCGGCAUCACCGAAUGACGGUGACACCACGACGACCCGCCCCACCACGACGGCUGACACCUCAACUACCGAAUCUACGUCAAGCACGAGCCGUACGAGGACGUCCUCUGACGUAUUGACCAGUUCGUCGACGACUCAAUCAUCUUCCACGUCGAGCUCCUCGUCCUCUUCGUCCACUCAGGAGCCUACUACUACCUCCUCAUCGUCGACGUCGACGACCGAAGAGCCCACCUCUACGCGUGUCCGCUCGACCCGCUCCGCAGAGACGACCUCAGCCCCGACAUCCGUCGUAGCCGUGACCAACUCGAACUCGAUUGCCACGUCCGUUCAGCUCAUCACUUCCUCCGCAGCUCCCAUCCAAUCCGCAUCUGCCACGCCUACCUCGGACUCAAAUGGCGUUGGUGCCGGACCCAUCAUCGGAAUCGUCGCGGCCGCCCUAGCCGGCGUGGUCAUCGUUGCUGCAGCUAUUGGCUUCCUCGUCAAGAAGUACAGCAAGAAGAACGACCCUUACGAGACGAACCCCUUCGAUGCUGAUCAGUUCCGCCGCGAGUCGGUCAUGCUACCUGAAGGUUUCGAGAGCGAUGAUGGGCAUGCACCGUCGAUGACGGAGCACCGCAACUUUGGUCCCGCAUCUGGCGGUGGUGCUGGAAGCCUCAACGGGUACGAGGAUAUGGGAUACGCUGGCGCAGCGGCUGGUAUGGGCGGGGCUUACGGCUCUUCCUACUCGCACAAUGACGGUGGUGCCCCGCGCCCGCCGACGAUGUUCGCGCGCCACAACGAUGCCCACGGUCCCGGUGUCGGCGCUGUGUUCAACAAGGCGCCCGUCCCCGAGCUCCCUCCCAUGGCCUUUGGUGGCGGUGACCCUUACUCGCUCGCAGGCGUUGCCGGUGGCAUGCACAAUGUCUCGAACCCCUACGCCCACCUGGACCGCCACGGCGAUUCGUACCACCGAUACCAGGACCCCAAUGCCGCAUCUGCUGGACUCGACCGUUCAGGUAGCGACGGUAGCCACUAUUCUUCGCAGAAUCAGUACCAGCAGCAGCAGGCACAUCGUCAAUACCCUACCCCUCAGUCCGAAGCGCACGAGACCUCCGGACGACCCACCAGCAUGGAGCAGGGGCGCAGUGGUACGCCUGAUCUGCCGAAUGUUCAACAGACGUACAAUCUCAACUCUGACGAAGAUCAACACCACCAGCACCAGGACUACAUGCACAGCGCCUCGAACGGCCGCCAAUCUGCAGGCCUGAACUCGCUGCUCGACAAUUACGGACAGGGCGCUUCCCCCGCUUCGCCCCGUGAUCAGCAUGCAGAGUACUUCCCGGCCUCCAGCGGUGCUAGCGACGCUGCGUCCGGGUCGGCGGCCCCGCCUGCUUCGCUGCAGGUGCGCAACCUGACUGGUGGGCACCUCAUGCCUGCUGGUGGCGCCCAAGGCCAACGUCCCAUCUCGACGGCCAGCUCGAUGAAGGAUGACGAUGCUGCGUACGGCGGUGUCUACUAA